Caenorhabditis elegans is the source of this 930-nucleotide messenger RNA. The record is from the annotation of a RefSeq genome assembly. NCBI's taxonomy places the organism in Eukaryota, Metazoa, Nematoda, Chromadorea, Rhabditida, Rhabditidae.
AUGUCAAUUCUCCCAAAAACUACAUUUUCUGUCAAGUUUCCUCUACUUCAACUUUCUUCCAAGACUAUUCAAAAUGUUUUGAGUAUUAUGAGUCCAUUUGAAUUAAUAGAUAUUUCAAAAUCAAGUACGAGAGUAAAGGGAAUAGUCAAAGAGUUUACAAAGAAACAAUGCAAAGGAUAUUACAAACUUAGCGUAGUUGCUAAUAUCAUCGCUUCCGUUAUUAUUCAAAAAAAAAGAUGAACAUACAAAAUAUCAUAUGAAACAAUCUAUGGUGAUACCGGAACCAAGAUAAGGAAAUUCUAUUCAAACAAUCCAGUGAAUGAAUGGAUUAUUUGUGCUGAAUAUUAUAUGAAUAUUCUAAACUGUCAACUGGAUUUUUUUCGGAUUAAUUUAGAUACAUUUCAAGAGUAUCAUCAAUCAAUAAUUAAUACGAAACAUAUUUUCUUCGAUGUUUUUGUUCACGAGAAAUGUGAUGAACAGUUAAUAAUCACUUCUAAUAGUUUUCUUGUCGAGCACGCCGCCACAUGGGUUACCUUAAAUCAUCUUUUCAAUUUUGACUGUCUCGAAAUUGGAUUAAGAAGAUCAAAUUUGACAGCAAAAGAGUUGAAUAUAUUUCUCCGACAUUGGAUGUCAUCAUGUUCCAAUCGAAGACUUCAAUUAUUUGAGUUUCAAAUUCAAGACCUCAAUUGCAUUUCAACUAUCAUGAAUCUACCACACCGUACAAUUGGACCAAGAGAAUUUGAAAUAGCUCGUAAUGAUGGGACAAGAGCCACGUGCACCUUCUAUAAACAUCCAGAAACACUAAAUAUACGUUUUCGAAAUGCAAAUAAAACUCCGGAGUUUUGUUUGGAAAACGAAUUGGUCUACUUCUUCUUAAAACUGCUUACAUCUGCGGUCCAAUUAAUACUUUUAUUUCCAUUGUUUCUUUGA